Molecule: messenger RNA, 594 nt
Organism: Aureobasidium vineae
Lineage: Eukaryota; Fungi; Ascomycota; Dothideomycetes; Dothideales; Saccotheciaceae
Source: the annotation of a GenBank genome assembly
CGCCCUCUUAACAACAAUAAUCCUACCGACGUCCCAGCCUUCAAAAAGCCCCGCCUCGACAUCGACCACACUACGGCCGAACUCAAGACCAUGGAUAUCCAGUUAGUCGACUCACUAAGGGCUUCGAUGGCUACGACUCAGUGGGGUGACGAGAACUGCCGCAACGACACAAUGGCAAACAUCACGAAGGCCCAGUGCAUGAUCCUUGCUUGCAGCGACCUCGAGCACGGCUCCAAGGAGGCCUCUGCUACAGUCGACAAGCUGAUCGAUGCACUUAUCGACAGCGAGAUUCGUCAUGUGAGCGUAGCGCUCAGAACCUACGCUACGGCUGACGAGGCGCGCUGUGAGUCAAAGACCAUAUUCGUGGAGGGAAUCUUGAAGUGCGACUGCAGUAUCACGCAGCUUGCGAAGCUGUGCGUCAAGGAGAAGCUACAAGGCCUACCAGUGGAUGCAAUCAUCGACAGGAUCGAGAAGGAGACGAAGCUUGCAUAUGCAUCGGUCACACAGAAGAAGUUCUUCGAGGUUCUUGAGGGCGCACUCGGGGUGAAGAGAGUGGAAGGAACCAAUUGCUUGCCAUCGAAACCAGGGGGAUAG